This is a messenger RNA of Durusdinium trenchii, 1089 nucleotides long. The record is from the annotation of a GenBank genome assembly. NCBI's taxonomy places the organism in Eukaryota, Dinophyceae, Suessiales, Symbiodiniaceae.
AUGGCGGGCGCCUUCCUGACGGUGGAUCCUCCACCAGAGAUCCACCAGCGACUGCUUCCCCCGGAAGCGAUUUGGGAGAAUCAGCAGCUGGGAUGGACCAAUUCCUGGGAAGCGACGCCCGAGUUCUCGGCCAGCUGGACAGAGAAGUUGGUCUUCGAGGAGAGGCCGCCGCCCUUCCAAGUGGUGAAAGAGCAGGACAAGAAGGAUGGUGCCGUAGGUGACUUUGAUUCGACCGAUCUCAAGGAGCUCGUUUACCCGUCGGAUCCACGGGCUGCACGCUAUGUGGUUCAGGUGGACUCCAGCACCGACUGUGAGGGAUGGAUCUAUGCGACCAAGCCCUCCAGGCUGGAGGCGCUGCGCCUGGGGGGCCGUGCCACCCAACGCCUCAACGACAAGAUGCGGCGCCGUGUGUGGCGCCACUGCGGUGCUGGGGCAUCCCCCACGAAGCCAGAGGCGGCGCCGGUGGAGACGACGCAGAACAACCAGAGCGCGAUGCAAAGCCUUUGGAAGGCGUUGGUGGAGGUCAUCGGCCGACGGAGCUUGUCAGAGAUCCCGGUCGACCCCACCGCAGUGAUCCGCCGGUCCCAUUAUGACCUGGAGAGAUACCAGCAGCUUUGCGAACGGCUCCUGCCGUGGGAUGAUGUGCCUAUGCUCAUGGAGAUGUUGGUGGCCGCCCUCUACAGCCGUGCGGCCUACGGCUACACCGGGCGUCGAGGGCUGUUCGAUUCCGUGGCGCAAGGCGCCUUCGUGUUUUCCGUGAGCCGCGCGGUCUUUGACUAUGCGGAGCACGUGGACGAUGCCUCGAAUGACCUGGCCUUUCGGGACAUGCUGGCAUUGUUGCCAGAGGACCUGGUGAAGACGCAGUGGAAGGGCAGCACCUUACAGCCGGUCUAUGUGCUUUGCCGAGACCAUGCCCUGCAGUGGAUCGUGGUGGCGGUCCGUGGGACCCUGUCACAGAACGACAUUUGGACGGAUUGCGCCGUGAGUAGCGUGCCCUUCCUGGAAGGCGCCGGCUUACGGGCGCGGCUUACUGGCUUGGCCUGCCGGACCGGACGUGCGCCGAAGACGGGGUGCAAGGUGAGAGCUUAA